Molecule: messenger RNA, 363 nt
Organism: Scaptodrosophila lebanonensis
Lineage: Eukaryota; Metazoa; Arthropoda; Insecta; Diptera; Drosophilidae
Exons: 4
Coding region: 28-363 (111 amino acids)
Cellular component (GO): membrane
Source: RefSeq, a predicted model, not a curated record
CAUUUGUGUAUUUUCCUUGACUACGGAAUGGAUUACUGUUCUGUGCCACAGAUCUCGUUGAGAAAUACAACCGAGUUCCUGAACACAGCCUGGUGGAAAUUUACCGAGCAAAACGAGACGGUUUGGAUUGACAUACAAGUCAAGCUCAAGUGCUGUGGUCUUGAGGGUCCCGCAACAUAUCUGGAAUACAUGCGCAAGGUUCACCCUACCUGCUAUACCAAUCAGUCUGAUCUCGCAGGCUCUCUGAUUACCAGGGGCUGCGAAAAACUUUUAAGCGAUAAAUUUUUCCCACUAUACUUGCUGGCCAAUUUUCUCAGUUACUUAGCAUUGGGACUGGAAUACGAAGAAGAUGUGGAAAGUUAA